GUCAUGAGGUGCAUGGUUGAUUUGAUUUGAUUUGAAAACGAGAGAGAGAGAGAGAGAGAGAGAGGACUCUUUUAGCGAAUUGAAGAAGAUCAGCUAAGUUAAGAGUGAUAGACAUACCGUCGUUUUCUCCAGUCGGAGAAAGAGAGAGCAGAGGGGGCUCUCAACUCAAGUCUCAAGGACAAAAGAUUCCAUCUUUUCUCGUUUAGUGCUCAACAACGUGGCAUUACUUUGUUGGAAAAAGCAGCUCAGAAAUAGCUAGAAAAAGCCAAAAGGAUCUUUGUUGAGAGUGUGAAAGAAAGAAAGCAAGAAUGGAUGCCCUGAUAGCCUCAUACGGAGACGCAUCCUCUGAUGACUCAGACACUGACACCCCAAAUCCACCACCACCUCAAACAUCAAACUCUCAAGCCUCCUCAACGACCCUUUUGCCCCCACCUCCUCUCUUCCUUCUCGAACCCCCAAAUUCCCUAGGGAAUAUGGAGUCCCUGCAAAUUGGUCAGGCUGCUAGAGUUAGGACCUUUCCCCAUGUUGAAGGAAACUAUGCUCUGCACGUCUACAUCCCAGUUUACAUACCAUCUACACCAAAGAAGGAUCUGGCCUUAUUUCUGAAGAAGGUCACAUCUCUUCUACCCAGUCUUCAUGUUGUUGAUGUUGAUGUUCCACUUAAUAGUCUGUGCAAAGAUGAUCAAAAACUUGCUGAAGUUGCUUUAGGAAGGGAAUUCCACAUAAGUUUGGGAAGAACUGUCCCAAUCCGGGUACACCAAAUCGAUUCAGUGGUGGCAAUGCUUCGGCAGAAGCUUCAAUUUCAGAGGCGGUAUUUGAUUGAUUUUAGUAAAUGGGAAGUUUUUGUUAAUGAUGAUCAUACACGAACAUUUUUAUCCAUGGAAGUCAUUACAGGAGGAUUGGCUGAGAUAACCAAGCAAAUUCAAGUUGUUAAUGAGGUUUAUAGGCUUCACAAUCUUCCUGAAUUCUAUAAGGAUCCACGCCCCCAUAUAUCCUUAGCUUGGGCAUUGGGUGACGUCAGUGAUUCCCUAAAGAGAAUAGUUGAAGAAGAAAUGAAAAGAGUAAAUGUCAGGGGCUCAUUGCAGAAAUGCAUUUUCACCAGUAAAUUCAGCGGUAUUGAGUGUAAGAUUGGUCAGAAAACAUAUAAGAUAUGCAAAGUUCAAGAUGAUUAAUCGAACCCCGUAAUUAAUAGCGUUCACUGAAGAAUUUCACUUGAGGUGGUGUACCAUGUAUAUGAUGACUUACAUCUGUUACUCCCAUGUUGUCUUGUAUGAAGGAAAUCAUGGAAGAUGGAUAUUUAAAGGAUCAGACUGAAAUGUAAAUUGUUCAGUAUGUAAUUCUACUGGCUUAUCUAGUUGAAGGGAAAAAACGAAAUAUGGCUUUUUGUCUCA
Quercus robur (English oak) is the source of this 1391-nucleotide messenger RNA. RefSeq lists its product as uncharacterized. The coding region runs from base 309 to 1172 and encodes 287 amino acids. Gene Ontology annotation, biological process: U6 snRNA 3'-end processing. The transcript is spliced from 6 exons. Gene Ontology annotation, molecular function: 3'-5'-RNA exonuclease activity. Gene Ontology annotation, cellular component: nucleus. The record is from RefSeq and is a predicted model, not a curated record. Lineage: Eukaryota; Viridiplantae; Streptophyta; Magnoliopsida; Fagales; Fagaceae.